AAUAACCUUCUCCUCUUCCUCCUCCCUCCAUUUUUCUUCACGUCUGCUUCUCUCUCUCUCUCUCUCUCUCUCUCUCGCUUUCAGAUGGGGAAUGCGAACGGCAAAGAAGACGACGCCGUCUCUGGCGUGGAGGCAGAUGCCACAUCAUCUUCAACGGCGAGAUCUAACGGCGGGGAUCCUUCAGUCCAUAGUCGUCAACGUCGUCCUCCUUCCACAGACUCUAUGAGCAGUUCUCCUCCCGGAAGCCCCGCUCGAUCUCCUUCUCCUUUCCUAUUCGCUCCUCAGCUCUCAUUGUUAUGUCACCUUACAUCUAACGCCAUUGGCUCAACUAUGCGUCACUUCUUCCAUUGUUUAGGCUUAACAUGUGUACAUAAUGGCUGCAUUUCGUGCCAGAUGGUUCCAGUGGCUCCGUUGCAGAGGGCAAACGCCCCUCCUUCGCCUAACAAGAUCCAAUGGAACCAAUCUCAAAGAGUUUUUGAUCAUCUCGAAGAGCCAGGAAUCCCUAUUAUCAUUACAUGGAACCAGGGAGGCAAUGAUGUGGCAGUGGAAGGAUCAUGGGACAGUUGGAGAUCAAGGAAGAAGCUGCAGAAAUCUGGAAAAGACCACUCAAUUCUCUUGGUCCUUCCAUCUGGAAUAUACCACUACAAGGUGAUCGUCGAUGGUGAAUGCAAACACAUCCCAGAUUUGCCCUUUGUAUCAGACGAAAUGGGGAAUGUCUGUAACAUUCUCGAUGUUCAUAACUUUGUGCCGGAAAACCCAGAAAGCAUAGUGGAGUUCGAGGCGCCACCGUCACCUGAUCAUAGCUACGGCCAAGCCCUCCCAACCGCAGAAGAUUACACAAAAGAUCCACUCGCGGUGCCACCUCAGCUGCAUCUAACACUUCUUGGCAAAAGUGAAGAAACAGCCGUGGCCAAAAAGCCACAGCAUGUGGUGCUAAACCACGUGUUCAUAGAGCAAGGAUGGACUCCUCAAUCCAUUGUAGCUUUGGGAUUAACACACAGGUUCGAGUCUAAGUACAUAACUGUUGUCCUCUACAAACCCCUCACACGGUAAACUGAAAUGACGAAAUCAAAUGCCACGUUGUCUUCUUGUUCUUCUCUCUUCAUCUCUCAAAAAUUGUGUGAGAACUUUGUUCAUAGUGAGUGAGUGGCCCAACAGUUACCGAGUUUUAUCAAAACCUUCUUCUUGCCUUGUUUGGGUGGCUUUAUGUACAAAGCUUCUCAGUUAUCACUGUAACAAAGAACAGACUGUGAAAUGCAUUCCCCAAUAAUGACGCUAUUAUAAGCUUUA
Brassica napus (rape) is the source of this 1290-nucleotide messenger RNA. RefSeq names its product SNF1-related protein kinase regulatory subunit beta-1-like. The transcript has 5 exons. The record is from RefSeq and is a predicted model, not a curated record. Gene Ontology annotation, molecular function: protein binding. Lineage: Eukaryota; Viridiplantae; Streptophyta; Magnoliopsida; Brassicales; Brassicaceae. The coding region runs from base 85 to 1053 and encodes 322 amino acids.